UAGAGAAAACUCCUUUCCCCUUCCCAACCAAAAACCUCCCAAAGAAGCAAUCAAAAUGGCCUCUAUGGUUUUUGCAUCAUCACCUUUGAAUGCUCAAUCAUUUGUCAAACUAAUUACAAACUCAAAUUAUUCUCAUUAUUCAUGUUAUGUUCCUUCACCCUCUAGGGUACAUUUAUCCUACAAGAAUAUUUCUCAUAUUGAGUCUUCCAAAUCUUUAUUUAUAAAGGGUGAUAAUAAUUUCUCUUUUUCAUCACCAAAGUUUCCAAGAGUUGCUUCAACAUAUUCUCCAUCUUUGAAUAUUAUUAAAGCUUGUAUAAGAGAAAAUGUAUAUCAUUACCCAGCAUAUGAUUUGAAAAAAGGACACUAUGUCCAGCUCAACGACGAUUACCAGGGGAUGAUUUUGCUAAUUGUUAAUAUUCCUGUGCAACGUUCUAUAUGGACAAAAGGGGAGAUUGAGUUUCUCAAUGAUCUACGUGAACAUUACAAAGGCAAAACAUCCUGGUUUGGGAGAGGAUUUGAGGUUCUAGGAUUUUUUCAUGACAUAGAAGAGCUCGAUAUUAAAAAACCAAAAUACAAAAAGGAAAAUGAAGAAAUUCCUGAAUAUCCACCGGGAGAAGAAAUUCUUAUGGGAGAAGAAGAAGUUCUUAAACUUGCCAAGUUUCCACUUUUCCGCAAGGUUAAAGUGAAUAAUAAUCAUGAUGAGCAUUUCUGGAAUAUACAUUUCUGGAAUAGUAAUCUUGAAGAUGGUAUAAAUAAUGAUCUUUGGUUUUUUCUGAGAAAAUCACUAAAUACCGGUGAAAUCAAGGAGGAGUUUGAAAAAAUUCUAGUAGAUGGGAAUGGAAUACCUGUAAAACACCUUCCUCGAUUCGACGGAGAAACGCUAAAACCUAGGAACGUAAAACCAGGAGAAUUUCCUGGUGAACUCGGAUCAGAAUUACGAGUAAUCAAUCCUUCCUCCCCCGUAAAGGAAGCCAUUGAUGAAUAUUAUCGAAGAGACAAUACCCAGUAUUAAAUAAUUUACAUCAAAGUUAAUAAUGUAUUGUGAACAUUGUAGUAAAAAUAUUGUAAUAAUUGGGACAUAAAUUAUGAAUAAAUAUUGUCUUACGUAUUUAUU
This is a messenger RNA of Solanum dulcamara, 1114 nucleotides long. RefSeq lists its product as uncharacterized. Gene Ontology annotation, cellular component: cytosol. Gene Ontology annotation, molecular function: glutathione peroxidase activity. The record is from RefSeq and is a predicted model, not a curated record. The transcript has 6 exons. NCBI's taxonomy places the organism in Eukaryota, Viridiplantae, Streptophyta, Magnoliopsida, Solanales, Solanaceae. Gene Ontology annotation, biological process: response to oxidative stress. The coding region runs from base 56 to 1012 and encodes 318 amino acids.